Molecule: messenger RNA, 2271 nt
Organism: Fusarium sp. VM40
Lineage: Eukaryota; Fungi; Ascomycota; Sordariomycetes; Hypocreales; Nectriaceae
Source: the annotation of a GenBank genome assembly
AUGAAGGAAGCUUCUUCUGAACCACCCAACAUAGAUGGCAGUCAUUCUGUUGCACAACCCCCAGCGCCCUCUGCUCAGGCCCUGAAUGAGCAACCCCAACCUCCUCAACAAGAGUUUAACGAAAAGACUCACCUAAAUCAGCAAAAUGGUAGCUCUGGUUCUGUCGGUGGCGGCGGCGGUGGCCCCCAGUUCACCAGCCACAGUAACUCCAUGCUCAAGAUUCCCUCUGCUGGCGAUGUCCCAUCUCACACAUCGUCUCAGAUUGCACGGUCGGGGUCUCUCAUAGAGACUCCCAACAAGGUCGAGCAACCCUCGCAAGAAGAAAACCCAAUUUCAAGUACCACAGGCAAGAAGAAAGGCUUCGUUGCCGAAGUGAAGCGUAGUGUCAGAAUUGCUAUCACCUACAGCUGGCUCAAUGUCUUCCUCAUCUUUGUCCCAGUUGGUAUUGCCGUCGCUCAGAUCGAUGGCAUCAAUGGUGCCAUUGUCUUUGGCCUCAAUGCUGUUGCCAUUAUUCCUCUCGCCGGACUUUUAGCUUUUGCUACCGAAUCUGUAGCCCGCAAAAUGGGAGAUGCACUAGGUGCAUUGCUGAACGUCACUUUUGGUAAUGCCGUAGAGUUGAUCAUCUUUAUACUGGCCCUCACAAAAAACGAAAUCAGAAUCGUUCAAGCUUCAUUGCUAGGCUCUAUUCUGGCCAAUUUGCUACUUAUCCUGGGCAUGGCAAUGCUUCUGGGAGGUCUACGGUUCCGUGAGCAAGUCUACAACUCUACUGUGACCCAGAUGAGCGCUUGUUUGCUCAGUUUGAGCGUAAUCAGCUUGGUUUUGCCGACAGCCUUCCACGCCUCCUUCAAGAACAACGCCAAAGCCGAUGAGCAAACACUCAAGAUCAGCCGUGGAACUAGUGUCGUUCUCCUUCUCGUCUAUGGCAUAUACUUGCUGUUUCAGCUCAAGUCUCACGCGUACAUGUACGAAUCCACUCCUCAGCAUAUUAUCGAUGCCGAGUUAGCUCCUGGCCCGGCUGCUGGCUUCCUGGACUCUUCUAGCUCUGAUGACAGCUCGUCUUCGAGCUCGGAUUCAUCUGACUCUGACUCGUCUCAUGGUACCAUGCGGAAGAGGAUGAAAAAAGUCCUGCGCAACAGACGACACCGAAGGUCUAGUGCAGCUUCAGUCGAUACUGCCGAUACUAAGGGGACUCGUGCCGCCUCGUUCACAACUACCAACACUACACCUCAGGACGAAAUCCCUGAAGCAACAGCCUCGCGCCAUCGAAUCCCCCGUUUCCCCUCUUACGAAGGAAGUGAUAAUGCCAUCGAUGAAGAGGAAGAAACGAAGCGUUCCCAAAGGCGACGUCGCUACCGCCGACAUAGGCACCGCAAGAGCAAGAAGGAAGCUCGCAAGGCUGAAAAGGCCAAAGACACUCAGUCCCCAGACAAACUCCCUGACAAUACUCUACGGACCAAGGAUGAGGGUGAACCUCGCCGCGUGGACUUUGCAGUCCAGGAUGAUGUCGAGAGUGGGCCCUCAAAUACGGCCAAGCGACCAUUCCCCCUGAGAGUGAUCUCUGUCAAAACAUUGGCUCCUGUGUUUACUGAGAGCCCUUCUAUGGGUUCCGCCCCUGCCCCUCAUGUUCGCUACGGCAUCCGACGUACCAAUUCACUCCCGGACCGUCUGCAGAUUCGAGCACCUGGUGCAAUGCUGCCAUCUCAUGUCCCAUCCUCUUUGCAUGCCUCUGGCACUCAGAUUGUCAACGAUAAGGAGGAGGACGAAGAAGAGGAGCACCUUACCCAGCUUGGCGCCAUCAUUUUGCUCCUCGUGUCCACGGCCUUGGUAGCUGUUUGUGCCGAAUUUCUUGUCGACUCUAUUCAAGAGGUUAUCGAAACCUCUCAUGUCAAUCAAGUCGGAAUCGGUCUCAUCAUUCUUCCCAUUGUCGGUAACGCAGCUGAGCAUGUCACCGCUAUCAAAGUCGCGUACAAAAACCACAUGGAUCUCGCCAUCGGUGUUGCUGUAGGUAGCUCGAUCCAGAUUGCCCUGCUCCUCACUCCCUUCAUGGUUAUACUUGGAUGGAUUAUGGACAAGCCCAUGACACUGUACUUCACAUUGUUUGAGACGGUGUGUCUCUUUGUAUCGGCGUUCAUCGUGAACUUCUUGGUCUUGGACGGAAGAAGUAAUUACCUUGAAGGUGCCCUACUCUGUGCGGUGUACAUCAUCAUCGCCGUUGUGGCAUUCUUCUAUCCCGAUGAAAACGACGCCAGUGUUUGGGGUGGAGGUACCUAG